Molecule: messenger RNA, 1227 nt
Organism: Acomys russatus (golden spiny mouse)
Lineage: Eukaryota; Metazoa; Chordata; Mammalia; Rodentia; Muridae
Gene: Timm50
Product: translocase of inner mitochondrial membrane 50
Exons: 11
Coding region: 13-1077 (354 amino acids)
Molecular function (GO): phosphoprotein phosphatase activity
Source: RefSeq, a predicted model, not a curated record
CGUCAGCGCAAGAUGGCGGCCUCGGCGGCGCUGUUCUCGCGCUUGCGGAGCGGGCUCCGGGUAGGCGCGCGUGGACUGUGCACGCGGCUGGCGCCGCCACCUGCCCCCCGCACUCCAGAGCAGGUUGCCGACAUCGCCAGCCGUGGAGGCUCAAAGGCCCAAGGGCCACAGCAUCAGCCCGGCUCAGAGGGUCCCAGCUAUGCCAAAAAAGUUGCACUCUGGCUUGCUGGUUUGCUUGGGGCUGGUGGGACCGUCAGCAUCGUCUAUAUUUUUGGAAACAACCCUGUGGAUGAAAAUGGUACCAAGAUUCCGGAUGAAUUCGACAAUGAUCCAAUUCUGGUUCAGCAGCUGCGCCGGACGUACAAAUAUUUCAAAGAUUACAGACAGAUGAUCAUCGAGCCCACCAGCCCCUGCCUUCUCCCAGACCCUCUGCGGGAGCCCUACUACCAGCCACCGUAUACCCUGGUCCUGGAGCUCACCGGGGUCCUUCUGCAUCCGGAGUGGUCGCUGGCCACCGGCUGGAGGUUUAAGAAGCGUCCAGGCAUCGAGACCCUGUUCCAGCAGCUUGCCCCUCUGUAUGAAAUAGUCAUCUUCACGUCAGAAACUGGCAUGACUGCGUUCCCACUCAUUGAUAGCGUGGACCCCCACGGCUUCAUCUCUUACCGUCUGUUCCGGGAUGCCACCAGAUACAUGGAGGGACACCAUGUGAAGGACAUUUCCUGUCUGAAUCGGGACCCAGCCCGAGUAGUAGUCGUGGACUGCAAGAAGGAAGCUUUCCGCCUCCAGCCCUACAACGGUGUCGCCCUGCGGCCCUGGGACGGCAGCUCAGAUGACCGAGUCUUGUUGGACCUGUCUGCCUUCCUCAAGACCAUCGCCCUGAACCAAGUGGAGGACGUGCGCACAGUGCUGGAGCACUACGCCCUGGAGGAUGACCCGCUGGAAGCAUUCAAGCAGCGGCAGAGCCGCCUUGAGCAGGAGGAGCAGCAGCGCCUGGCCGAGCUCUCCAAGUCCAACAAGCAGAGCCUCUUCUUUGGGUCACUCACCAGCCGCCUGUGGCCUCGCUCCAAGCAGCCCUGACUGCUGGGCCUCCUCAGACUCGGUGCCUGGGCCUCCUCGGGCCCCAGCCCUCACGGAGCGAGGUUUGGACAGCCGUGUGUCCAAUAAAGCGCAUCCUAGAUGCCACAAUGCCUGUGUCCAGAGAGUCCAGACGGGGCGUUGGGGUGAGGG